Messenger RNA from Ilex paraguariensis (yerba mate), 381 nucleotides. The record is from the annotation of a GenBank genome assembly. NCBI's taxonomy places the organism in Eukaryota, Viridiplantae, Streptophyta, Magnoliopsida, Aquifoliales, Aquifoliaceae.
AUGACAUUGUUAGUGACUAGUGAUAUGUUCACAAAAGAGGACGACGAGUUCUUGGUGAAGCAUGGAGUAGUUCCUGAGGAAAGGAUACGUGUUGUGGAAAUGGGAGGUUUCCCACAUGCUGCUAUUCGAGAAGACAUCAACAUCAAUCUUAGGUCUCUUGAGGAGCUUUCAAACUUGUACAAAGUUGAUAUACUUCUCUGUAAAUCUGGGGAAGACAAUCUAGCUGCCAACUUCAGCAGGGAACUGGCUGACUAUAUAAUUUAUAAUGUAGAUGUAUCCGGUGGUGAUAAGAUCCCUCGAAAAGGAGGCCCAGGGAUCACACAAACCGACCUCCUUGUAAUAAACAAGACUGACCUUGCACUGGCUAUUGGACCGGAUUAG